AUGUAAAUUAAAAUAAAAUACUGAGGAAUUGUUUUGACUCCCAAGAAAGGGAAAACUGUUAGUGAUACUCUUAAGACGCACGCUGUACGGACCGGAGAAAAUAUUGCCGAAAACAUCCGAAUACCAUCUGAGGGGGACGCGGCACGUUCGGCGGACGCGGGAACGGCGCCUUUUGGAGGCUGGAGGACCAACGGCGGGAAAAAGACCCCCCUCCACGAUGAUGAUGAUGAUGAUGGCGAAGAUGAAGACCAAGAUGGAGAUUCCAAAUGGUGUCUUUGCCUCAUCAGGUGAAAGUCGGUGAGAGAACCCGCCAGAGCCGAGCGGCCAGCUCCCACUGGCCCCGCCCGUACCCCAUGGUGGCGCCGAGGCCGGCCUCUCGCCUCCCGCUGCUCUUGGCUGUCCUGGCCUGCACGGGGCCCGCUCGGCCCUCGCCCCCCCUGCUGCUGCGGCCCCGGGAGAGAGAGAGGGACUCGGGUGGCGUCAACAUCGCCGUGGUCCACUCUGGAUCCUCCCUGCUCCCGGAGACGGCGGCGGGGGGCGCGGGAGCCGGAGAGUCGGGCCCGGGAGGCGGCGGCGGCGGCGAAAGGGGCGCGAUGGACACGGCCUCCCUGGCGGCCGCCGCCGUGGCGUUCUCGUCCUCGCUCUCGGCGGCGUCGUCCUUGGCGGCGCUGGUCGGGGAGGCGGUGAUGACGCCGUCGGGCCAGGCCAACGUCAUCUACCUGGCGGUGAACGAGAGCAGCCCGGGGAGCCUCCUGCUGCAGCUGUGCGAGUUGCUCGCCACCACGCCGUUGCAGGGUUUGGUGUUUGAGGAGGAGAGGCCGCCGCCCCCCAAUCGCGCCCCCCUGGCGCCAAUGCUGGAGUUCAUCUCGGCGCAGACCGGCGUUCCCGUGGUGGCGGUGGGAGGCGGCGCCAGCCUGGGACGAGAGCCGCAGGAGAGCGGCUCCAUCUACCUGCAGUUCACCUGCUCGACGGCGCUGCAGCUGGAGGUGAUCUUCGAGGUCCUGGAGGAGUACGACUGGACGUCCUUCUCGGUGGUCACCACGCGCCACCACGGCUACGAGGACUUCCUGGACAUGGUGGAGGGCAUGACGGACGGCUCCUUCAUCGGCUGGGAGAGGAAAAGCGUGGUCGUCCUCAACGUCACCGACGACCCCGGGGGCACGCGCACCAAGCGCGUGCUCAAGGACAACGAGGCGCAGGUGCGUUUGCUGUACUGCUCUUUGGAGGAAGCGGAGUUGGUGUUCCGGGCGGCCUGGGCGUCGGGCCAGGCGGGCCCCAGCCACAUGUGGUUCGCUGUGGGCCCGGCGCUGUCCGGCCUGGGUCUGGAGGGACUCCCCAAGGCCCUGUUCGCCAUCCGGCCUCAGGGAUGGAGGGACGAGCCUCGCAGGCGCAUCGCCAAGGGCGUGUCGGUGCUGGCCCACGGCGCCAUGGCCCUGCGGCGGGACCUGGGGGCCGGCGGCCGGGCGCAGUACGCCGGAAACUGCCAGACCGACGGCAACAACACGCAGCGAGUGGCCGACAAGAUCCGGUACUUCACCAACAUCUCCAUAGGUGGGCGGGACUACUCGUUCAACAACGACGGCUACUUGUCCAAUCCCUUGCUGGACGUCAUCUCCUACAAUAAUGGGCGGGGCUGGGAGGAGGUGGGCUGGUGGGAGAACGGCCACCUGCGCUUGCGCUACCACCCGUGGUCCCGCUACGGCUCCUUCCUGAAGCCGCUGGACGACGCGCAGCACCUGCGAGUGGUCACCCUGGAGGAGCGCCCCUUCGUCAUCGUGGAGCCCGCCGACCCCGGGACCAGCUCCUGCAUCCGGGACUCGGUGCCCUGCCGCAUGCCCCUCAACUCCAGCUUGUUGGUGGACGGCGUGUCUCCCAUGAAGCAUUGCUGCAAAGGCUUCUGCAUCGACGUCCUCAAGAGGCUCGCCAAGAUCGUGGGCUUCACCUACGACCUCUACCUGGUCACCAACGGGCGCCACGGGAAGAACAUCGACGGCGAGUGGAACGGGAUGGUGGGCGAGGUGGUCUCCAACAGGGCCGACAUGGCCAUCGGCUCGCUCACGAUCAACGAGGAGCGGUCGGAGGUGGUGGAGUUUUCCGUGCCCUUCGUGGAGACGGGCAUCAGCGUCAUGGUUUCCCGUAGCAACGGCACCGUCUCGCCCUCCGCCUUUCUCGAGCCGUACAGCCCGGCCGUGUGGGUGAUGAUGUUCGUCAUGUGCCUGUCGGUGGUGGCCGUCACCGUCUUCAUCUUCGAGUUCUUCAGUCCGGUCGGUUACAACCGCAGCUUGCAGAGCGCCAAAAAGUCGGGCGGCUCCAAGUUCACGAUCGGCAAGUCGGUUUGGCUCCUGUGGGCGCUGGUCUUCAACAACUCGGUGCCUGUGGAGAACCCCCGAGGAACCACCAGCAAGAUCAUGGUUCUGGUGUGGGCCUUCUUCGCCGUCAUCUUCUUGGCGUCGUACACCGCCAACCUGGCCGCCUUCAUGAUCCAGGAGGAGUACAUCGACACCGUGUCGGGACUCUCCGACAAGAAGUUCCAGCAGCCCACCGAGCAGUACCCGCCCCUGCGCUUUGGGACGGUGCCCAACGGCAGCACGGAAGAGAACAUCCGCUCCAACUAUCCCAACAUGCACCAGUACAUGAUCCGCAACAACCAGAAGGGCGUCGAGGAGGCCAUCGACAACCUGAAGACGGGUAAAUUGGACGCGUUCAUCUACGACGCCGCCGUGCUCAACUACAUGGCCCGGAAGGACGAAGGCUGCAAGGUGAUGACCAUCGGCUCCGGGAAAGUCUUUGCCACCACCGGCUACGGCAUCGCCCUGCACAAGAACUCCCGAUGGAAGCGACCGCUGGACCUGGCGCUUCUGCAGCUGGUGGGAGACGAUGAGAUCGACAUGUUGGAGCGUCUUUGGCUGUCGGGAAUCUGCCACAACGACAAGAUCGAGGUGAUGAGCAGCAAGCUGGACAUCGACAACAUGGCGGGCGUCUUCUACAUGCUGCUGGUGGCCAUGGGCCUCAGCCUGCUGGUCUUCGCCUGGGAGCAUUUGGUCUACUGGAAGCUCCGGCACUGCGUCAAGCGCUCCGGCGGCAUGGACUUCCUCUUGGCUCUCAGCAGGGGCAUGUACAGCUGCUGUCAGUUUGAGGACGAGACCGCGCCGGGAAGCGGUAAGAGUUCCCUGCCGCAGUACCACACGGUGCCCAGCAUGCCCACCGUGGCCCAGCAGCACCUGGUGACCGCCACGGUCAACAACACCACCGCCAUCGCCAUGGUGCAGCAGCAGCAGCCGCCGCCCAAGCACGCCCCAAAGCAGCCGCAGGGGCAGACGUACACCACCAUCCUGCCGGGAUCGCCGCCCCCCACGGGGCAUUCGGCCACGGCGCUGGGACCCUCGAACAGCCCCCUCUUUGAAGGCCCCAUGCCCUGCUCCACCUUCCUGCCCCGCCACGACCGCAGACUGGCCGUGGUGGAUCGCUGGAACAGGCCCAAGCCAGAAAAGGUCCUGAGCGGCGGCAGCGGUGCCAGUCUGGGAAUCGGAGGUAUCGCGGGGGGCAUCACUGAACUCCAGGCGCAGCAGCAGUAUCAGCAAAACCUGGGACAGCACUGGAAACUGCAAGGGGCGGGCGACAACGGACUGGAUGAGUACAAGCGGUACUACGGUCCGAUAGAUCCGGAGGGGCUCGGCGCAAACUCAGACCAACAGGUCGGAGGCAGCCAACAGACACCUAAAGCUAAUCCCAGAGGUCCCCGAGCCGCCGCAAUGUUGAGGCCCCCGCCCAAAGGCCCCGGACCCUUUAUCAGUAAGCCACCGCCUCCAAUGCUGUCCUCGCCACGGAGGCCCCCCUUCUGGCGGCGUGGAAGUCUCGCUCAGGGGAGGAGGAAGAGCUCGGGGGGUCCUCUGUACGAAAACAUCCUCCCGCUGGGGAGGAGAGGAGGUGGCAGGUACGGAGCGAAUGAUCUCAUGGGGAGGAGGGGGCGCCGUCCUCCCCCACCUCCUCCUCUGCCAGUGCCCCUUUUGUCGCCAACGCACACUCCGACCACUCCCUCGUCGCCGUGCCGCUUCUACUCCACCUGCUCCAGCGCCUCAUCAUCGUCCUCGUCGUCCUCGUCCACGUCGUCGUCCUCCUCGUCGUCCGUCUCUGUCUCCCGCUCAAAUUCUCCUUCUUCCUGCUCCAGUGACAGCUCCUACAACUCCUCCUUAAGUUUCCGCUACCGUGCGGGUGAUCGGGAAUUUACAGUGGAGGACGACUACGACUCAGAUCUGCUCACUGAAGAGUCCAGUCUCCUCCUGGGCUCCCGCCGGAAGGUGCGCUCGCGUCGCAUGUCGUCGCGCUCACUGCCAUGUAGCCCGCCGCCACCCCCGAUUCCGCCGCGCAAGCCGCGUCCGCAGAGGGACUACGGGCGAGAGCGAAGAAGCAGCCAGCUGGCGCAGUUGCACGAGUGGUGGGCGUCGUGGGGCGACAGGGAAAGGGGAAGGUUAGGGACCGCCAACCCCGGAGAGGCGCUCGGGUUUAGAGAAGACAAAAGGCAGCGCAAGGAAAGGGAACGCGAGAACAAGAGGAGGAAGAAAGGGAGAAAGAAGAAGAAGAGGGAGGAAAGGGAACGGGAGAGGGAGCGAAAGCGCCGCAAAGCCAAGAAAAAGAAAAAGGACGACAAGGUGAGGAAGAAGGAGAGAAAGAAGUCGGAGCAGGAGGGAAGAGACCCCGAGAAGCGGGAGGAGGCCAAACCAGAAACGCCAGACUACCCGUCGUACCUCCACCUGCGGAGGGAAUCCUUCCGCAAAAAGAGCGAGAGCUCCAUCCGGAGUUACGGGUGGAACAUCCCAGCUGAGGACGACAGGAAGAAUCGGGAAGAAAAAGAGGACGGCGACGACGGCCGAGCGAAAGAACGGCAGCACAGGCGCAGGAACAGCAAACACCACCAGUCGUCCAGCAAUAAGCCGCCCACGUCCGUCAAGUUUUGGGCGGGAAACCUCUCGUCCGACGCCAUCCCGUCGGCCUUCCUGCCAUUGCUGCCCGUCGCCUCGAAGAGGAGGAAGAGCAAAAGCUCGGACAGGGAUGCCGUCGGGAUAGAAGGGGAGAGGAAGCCGCUGCUGGGCCGGGACGGGAGAGGCGAGCUGCCUUCCAAGGAAGGUUUGUCGUUCCACGAGUGGGAGUCAGACUUGGAGGAAGACGAAGAGUCUGAGCAAGAGCAAAGGAAAGGCGAGCACGCAAAGAGGCCAGGCAGGAAAAUCUCCGACGAGGACGGAGACCGGGAUAAGGUUGGCGGGAUAUACUCCGACGACGAAGGCUCUUCGGGAGAGUUCGGCAAGUUCGAGAGGUACUGGGAUGAUCACGACGGCAGAGCUGUGGGCGGGAUCGGUGGAGGGGGCUGGUUUUUUAGCACCUACCCCUCCAGGGAGAAAGCGGGUAGCAUCAACAGCAGAGAUGACUUGUUCCUGGAAAGAGGGGACAGGUGGGGGACCGGAGAAAGUAGCUGGGGGUGGGGGCUGGGCUCGCACUGGCCGCCGUCUCCGCUCACGCCGCCCCCGCCGCGCCGUUACUGGUCCGUCGACAAGCUUCACAUGCAGGACGAGAAGAAGACGAAGCGGCGGUCCAAGGACAAAGGCAGAGGCCACACGGCGUGUUCAUCCUGCCACUCCCCUCAACGCCAUCCGCAUUCCCAUUCUUCCAAGUGGGCUCGCAUCACCUCACGCAGCCAAGAAGAGCUCUACCGCCAUUGCCAGAGUUUCGGCGGCACCCCGAAGCCCAAGCACGACUCUUCGUCGUCCUCCAAGCCGGAUCGCUCGCAGAACCCCUCCAAGUCGGGGAGCCAGUCGAACCUGAGCAUCCAGCAGCGGACGCAGAGAUCGGACAGGGGGAGACUUCCUUCCCCGCCUUCCGCCCUCAUUCCCAAUCUGCCAGCCCCCCUUCCCGCCCUACCGGCCCCUCCAUCCUCGGCGCACCCCAUCCACGCUCCUCCACUGACGUCCUCCUCCUCGGUGUCCUCCCCCACCCUGGUGUCGUCCACCCCGGGCGCCCCCCAGCCUUCCUCCGUGGCUUCGGCGAGUGCUAAACUGCAGUACCAGAGGCUGCGCUCCGUUCCUCCGCCCCAGAGGUUUCCUCAGUCUCCUCACGUGCCCCUCAAAGCCAAGGCCCUCUGCUCUCGGAGGGGCUCGACCCAUUUCUCCAGCGUGGAGAGCGAGGUCUGAUGUUCGGGGCCGCCCCCGUCACAAGGGGCCGUUCCGUUUCCUCACCGAGUCCUUUUUUCUCCGAGGCUCUGCACAAAACGACCACGCAGCCGAACAAGCCCCGACGCGAGGGGUCCGGAGGAAAACUGGAGCCGAUGGAAGUGGGGCAAUCAAUCUUGUGGGGGAGGCUGAAGGACACUCCUUUGCUACAGACACGAAAGGGCUUUGGGUGUCGGGAGCAGGGGAGUCGUUUGUAUUCAUCGCGCAUUCUGAGGGCUCAGGAACUUUGUCGUACGCCCGCUGCUCCUGCAAGCCUUUAGCGCUCUUUAACUUCUUUCCCCCCUCCCAACAAAUCGCUUAGCCCCACUUUGCCCCUUUCCCCCGCGAGAACUGUUUACAUUCCCGCAGAACUGUGAUGACUCUUCCUCCCGCACGGGCGAAACCGUUCCCCGUCCGGGCCCGGGGAGGAGGCUGACGUUUCGUCUUCUGUUUUCCUGGUUUGCGUUUCCCGUUCCUCUAGAACGUCCCCCCGCCCCCCCCUAGCUUUCCUCCUCCGCUCGCCGUGCUUCUCGUGAGUCUGCGCUUUUUUUCUGUCUUUGUACUCUUGACAACAGGGUAAGUCAACCGCGACUGACGUUCCGCUGGCUUAAUGAAAAGCUGAGUGCCAAACUCCACAUCCAUUUGUAUCCCGUUAGCUGCCCGCUACCCCCGUCACACGCACACUUAAAGGGCACACAGACGCUCACGCGCUCGGACUUACGUCUUUAUUUUUUUCGGGUUUUUCCGUUUCCAGAGCAAUACAUCAUUCGUUUUUUUUCCGACGCCUUUGCGUUUACUCCUGUGUUGUCGUCGUCGUUAUCGAUGUUGAUCUAUAUAAAUCUACAGUAUAUAUCGAGAAAUGUAUUGAGUCUUAAUACGAUGUAAGCACUGUGCCAUUCGACCCGUGGAACAUUCCGCCAACUACCUAGCGCAAGAUCGGCAGCAGAAGCCGCGUCCCCCGCCCAUCCACCCCCCCCCCCCCCGCCCCUCCGCGUAUUCACUGAAUGUAAAGGGGACGAUUAACACGCUUGACGGUGAAGAUGUGGGAUCAAUUGACACGUACGCUAACCUCGACGAGGUGCGUCUGUUUUUAGUCGUGGGCGAGAGACCUCCGCCCCCCCCUAACCCUAACCCUUAUCCCAACCCUAACCCUAAUCAUAAACAAAAUCCUUACUGCUUACCCUGCCUCUUCCCUCUAAGCUAACCCUUAUCUUUAAACCUAACCCGAUGCCCCAGGCCCUAACCCGAUCCCCCAGGCCCUCACCCUAACCCGAUCCCCCAGGCCCUAACCCUAUGCCCCAGGCCCUCACCCUAACCCGAUCCCCCAGCCCCUCACCCUAACCCGAUCCCCCAGGCCCUCACCCUAACCCGAUCCCCCAGGCCCUAACCCUAUGCCCCAGGCCCUCACCCUAACCCGAUCCCCCAGCCCCUCACCCUAACCCGAUCCCACAGGCCCUCACCCUAAUCCUUAACCCGGCCCCUCGAGAUGGUUUUCAUACGUGAUCAUAUCCAAACAUUCGCAUCUCUCGAGCACGCCAACGAGCCUCUCUUUUGCUCGUUGGUGGUACGUGUUCGACCAGGACCGCAGGCUGUUGCAGGGAAAUGUUGUGUGAGUGUAGCCUGAUGAGAAGCGCUGAUACCACUCGUCCGAAGGAUUAUGUAUGAUUUACGUGUUUAUAAUCCCACGUCUGGGCUAAUUUGGAUUGUUAAUUGCCGUUGUGAUGUCAAGAGGGACAGUGCCUAUGUCGGAUGCUGGCUAGCGUCGGCGUCGGCCGGAACGUGCAACACAGCAGCGCCUCCUGUUGUGCACUUUUUAAAAACCUUUCUCACCUUUCAAAACGAUCCGUUUGUUUUUUUUUUUUUUUUUUUUUUUAUUUUUAAGGCCGUCAGCAAACUGACAACCAGCAGCCAAACUCCAGAAGCAAAUAAGAAGAAUCCACGCCGCUAGCCCUUAGCCGCUAGCUGCGCACCUCCCGCCAUCGACCUUGAGCAUUUACGGACGCGCGCGGAGCGCUUAAUGCGCUCCUCUUUCGCGUAACAUUUUCAGCUUGCCUGAAACUGCAUCUGAGCCAUUAUUUACUCCAACCAGAAAAAAAACAUUUCAAGGAGUUGAUCUGCCUUUUCGCUAGCAAGCUAAAUCUACUUCUAUAUACCUUCAUGCGUCGCAUAGUACGUGUUUGUGCCAGUGGGUUGCGUGAACAAUCUUGUUGAUUUCCCCGCUGUGGUUUCGACGGCGAAACGCGUGGACCUCCGCCAAGGCUGAAACUAUUCAAUUGGAAAUCUUCAGAGAAUGUUGUCCUUAAAGGGGAAAUCCAGUCCUUUGCAUGAACAGUGUCUCCAAUAUGUCAUGUAAUACGUCAUUUAAGUCAAUUUAACGUUUAAUAGAUUUUUAUCGACAAUUACGAAUGUUCAGGGGCGCUGCCAUUUUCGCGAGUCACAUGACUUACGUGCGCGGACGUGACGUGUACCGUGCCGCAACAAAGGCUCGAUUACACGGGACACCGUUUAUGCCGAGUUCCGAUUUCUCGUAUUUCUCCUCAUCUGAUGAAGAAAUAGCAGUAUCGGUUCAUCGAGAAGACGGAUGAAUACUUCCAUACAGAUUUGAACCCGUGGCAUUAAUUAAUGUUGAAUAUUCGGAUGGUUAUUCGGGCGGAAUGACGCGGAGUCUGACGGGGGGAGCUCCGGCACCAGGCCGCGAGCCGAGCUUCCAGGCGGUGGAGGCCGUUAGCCCCGGACGCCGAAGCUCGGCUAACGGCCUCCCCGGACGCCGAAGCUCGGCUAACGGCCUCCCCGGACGCCGAAG
This is a messenger RNA of Syngnathoides biaculeatus (alligator pipefish), 9003 nucleotides long. RefSeq names its product voltage-dependent calcium channel gamma-7 subunit-like. NCBI's taxonomy places the organism in Eukaryota, Metazoa, Chordata, Actinopteri, Syngnathiformes, Syngnathidae. The transcript has 21 exons. The coding region runs from base 267 to 6182 and encodes 1971 amino acids. Gene Ontology annotation, biological process: neurotransmitter receptor transport, postsynaptic endosome to lysosome; postsynaptic neurotransmitter receptor diffusion trapping; transmission of nerve impulse. The record is from RefSeq and is a predicted model, not a curated record. Gene Ontology annotation, cellular component: plasma membrane; NMDA selective glutamate receptor complex; postsynaptic membrane. Gene Ontology annotation, molecular function: channel regulator activity; transmitter-gated monoatomic ion channel activity involved in regulation of postsynaptic membrane potential; voltage-gated calcium channel activity.